AUGACUCCAAUCCCACUGGCAGCUCCUUCCAGUCAGAUGGACACUCUGGUGUCCGUUAGACUGGACGGUCUUAUUGGUAUCCUGCAGGGACUUGCUCUCAAUGACAGGAAGGCAAUAUCUGAUACAUUGCUGGCUAGCAUUGGUCAAGCUGAUGCCAAAGAACCUGUUGCUAAUGUGAUGGAUGCUUCUAUCACCAAUGUUUCUGUACCUGCUCCCGAUACUCCUUCCCCUUCCAUCAGCACAGCUCCUUCCCCUACUGCUACUGCAGUUCCUGCUUUCACCCCCAUUGUCAUCCCUGUCGACUCUGGUGAAGGGAAAGACUCCUCUAAUGGUGAGGAUGUAGAUGUGUCUCUCACCAACGGCUCCACCCUUUGUUAUCAUCAUGGCAAGUACUUUAAUGUACCUAUUGAAGCUAAGGCGCCCCUCUACUACAUAACCAGGGGUCGUUACAUUGGGGUCUUCUCAGGAUGGGAUGCUACUAGCCCCAAGGUGCUUGGAGUUUCACGUGCCAUAUAUCACAAGGUGGAAUCUGUUGAGCAAGGUGCUGGGAUUGUGAAGUGCGCUAUAGAACGUGGUGAGGCGGCACAGCUGUCUAAACUGAGCUUCAAGGUCAUUAUAUUUGUUCGAGUGCUUCGUUCACCAAUCAAAGAGUUUUGGUUCAAACAAAUGUAUCUUAAUAUUACCAUUUCAUUGAGGCAGUGGGUCUCUCUUGGACGCGCCAUGUGUUAUGGUCUGACCAUCCUCACUCAUUGUUUUGGUCCAAACAAAUAUAGAGUACAGGCUGCGAGAGACAAGUGUAAACAACACUAUCUAAAUGGAACUUUACAUGACUGCAUUGCCGCAGUCAAGCAUGCCAAGGGCGACUUCAUGGCUUAUGUCAAAGCUCCACGAAGAUUCUUUGACUUUCUCGUGGACGAGUACUCCAAGACUAUGCCUGACCCCAAGUUAUAUCCUACCAGGCAAGGAGACAAAUCUGUCUUCGAACACGCUAUUGAAAAUUUCGAAAACUUUAUUGACAGAGCAAACAGCAGACUGGACGGUAUCCUCCAGAUGUGUGGUAUUUGUGAGGAGUGGCGUGCUGCAGAUGCUGUCUGCAAGUUCAUGAGGGAAAUAGUAGGGAUAGUGGAAGACAUUUUGUUGCAUCUGGCAGAUGGCAGAGAUGGUGAACUGGUGAUUGCCUUCAUGGAGGGGCAUCCCAUGCGACACGACAAAUCAGAAAAAGGGAACUACAACAAUUUCUGGCCCCCAUUUUUCAAGAAGUGGGAGGAAAAUUGGCCAAUCACUCUGGAAGACUCAUCAGAGCCCCUAGAUGAGAACACGAGACUCGAGCAGAUAGCUAAGGCAAGAGAUGCCCUUCAGACGGUAAUAUUUGUAUCCUAA
Molecule: messenger RNA, 1380 nt
Organism: Suillus bovinus
Lineage: Eukaryota; Fungi; Basidiomycota; Agaricomycetes; Boletales; Suillaceae
Exons: 11
Coding region: 1-1380 (459 amino acids)
Source: RefSeq, a predicted model, not a curated record